UGAAAUGUGAUUGCCGAUGAUGAGGCAGUGACAAAAACAAAAAGCUUUUGUACAGUCGGGAAGGGUGAUAGCUAAGAGAGAGAGUUCUGUAACGCAAUAAUAAAAGGCGAUCUGAGAAGAAGAUAGAAGAGGAGAAUUGUUGUCUCGUUUUACCACCAAUUCAUCGCUCUCUGUCUUACUUCAUUAAUUUUAGGGUUAGGGUUUUUAAUAUACCUUUCUUCUCUGGUGGAUUGUAUUGCUGAGAAGUAAUUUUAUUUUAUUUUUGGAAGAAAAUGAGUGUGGAUCCGGUUUCAACCAACACUCAUGGCAACAUCGAUGAGCAGAUUUCACAGCUUAUGCAGUGCAAGCCCUUACCCGAACAAGAGGUCAGGACAUUGUGUGAGAAGGCUAAAGAGAUAUUAAUGGAAGAAAGCAAUGUACAGCCUGUUAAAAGUCCAGUGACGAUAUGCGGCGACAUCCAUGGGCAAUUUCAUGAUCUUGCAGAACUUUUUCGCAUCGGAGGAAAGUGUCCAGAUACCAAUUAUUUGUUUAUGGGAGACUAUGUGGAUCGUGGUUAUUAUUCAGUGGAAACAGUAACUCUGCUGGUCGCCCUGAAAGUGCGAUACCCGCAAAGAAUUACCAUUCUUAGAGGAAAUCAUGAAAGUCGCCAGAUAACACAAGUCUACGGGUUCUACGAUGAAUGUUUGCGAAAGUACGGCAAUGCGAACGUGUGGAAGACUUUUACGGACCUAUUUGACUAUUUUCCAUUGACAGCCUUGGUGGAAUCAGAAAUUUUUUGUUUGCAUGGUGGAUUGUCACCAUCUAUUGAGACCCUUGAUAACAUACGCAAUUUUGACCGUGUACAAGAAGUUCCUCAUGAAGGGCCCAUGUGUGAUCUCCUGUGGUCUGAUCCUGAUGAUCGAUGUGGCUGGGGUAUUUCUCCCCGUGGUGCUGGUUACACAUUUGGUCAGGACAUAUCUGAGCAAUUCAACCAUACAAACAACCUGAAGCUGAUUGCUAGAGCUCAUCAACUAGUAAUGGAGGGUUUCAACUGGGGACAUGAACAAAAAGUGGUAACAAUAUUUAGUGCUCCUAAUUAUUGCUAUCGCUGUGGAAACAUGGCAUCGAUCUUGGAAGUUGAUGAUUGCAGGGGCCACACUUUUAUCCAAUUUGAGCCCGCUCCAAGGAGAGGGGAGCCAGAUGUGACACGGAGAACGCCUGAUUACUUCUUAUAACGUGACUUUUCAUUUUCGUACGAGUUGUUGCCAAUUUUCAAGCGGCAAUUGCUGGGUUGGUGGAUGACAACGAUGGGAUGGUUGCGAUCUGUUUCCUAGCAGAUGUUUUAUCGGAUGUAAGAUUCAUCAUGUCAACCUGCUGUGUUUAGUAGGCUGUUGGUAGUGAUCUUUGCAGGUUACAAAAGAAGAAGAAAAGCUUUUGAAAUGAGCCAGUGAAUACUACCAAAAUUUGGAUAGUUUUUUAGUCCUAGUGCUAGAUUCCCUUUAAAAAGGAGGCAGUAGUGCUGGCUACGCUGCAGGAGAGCUUGUAACUCAUCCAGCUAGACAUUUUUUUGUUUUUGCAUCUGGUUCUCUCAUUUUCUCUUUUGUUCUUUUCAUUUGUAGAGUGGAGCAGACAAUAGUAUUUUCAAAGAGUGCCUUUCCAUCAUUUCCUAUACUUUUGGCUGUUUUGUUGUUCCACAAGUUUCUGUAAAACGCAACAGACCAAACUAUAAUUUCUAUAAUAUUUUUUUUAGUCUUUUUGUUUUCUC
Molecule: messenger RNA, 1744 nt
Organism: Papaver somniferum (opium poppy)
Lineage: Eukaryota; Viridiplantae; Streptophyta; Magnoliopsida; Ranunculales; Papaveraceae
Product: serine/threonine-protein phosphatase PP2A-2 catalytic subunit
Exons: 11
Coding region: 273-1214 (313 amino acids)
Biological process (GO): peptidyl-serine dephosphorylation; mitotic cell cycle
Cellular component (GO): cytosol
Molecular function (GO): protein serine/threonine phosphatase activity
Source: RefSeq, a predicted model, not a curated record